This is a messenger RNA of Sarcophilus harrisii (Tasmanian devil), 2477 nucleotides long. RefSeq names its product sequestosome 1 (gene SQSTM1). NCBI's taxonomy places the organism in Eukaryota, Metazoa, Chordata, Mammalia, Dasyuromorphia, Dasyuridae. The transcript has 8 exons. The record is from RefSeq and is a predicted model, not a curated record. Bases 764 to 1969 code for a protein of 401 amino acids. Gene Ontology annotation, biological process: endosome organization; mitophagy; aggrephagy. Gene Ontology annotation, cellular component: aggresome; amphisome. Gene Ontology annotation, molecular function: zinc ion binding; K63-linked polyubiquitin modification-dependent protein binding; protein kinase C binding.
CGAGACUCAAGCCGAGCCGUCCCGUCGCUGCGCGCCUCAGUCUGCUAGUCCGGGCAACGGGACUCCAGCGCAGUCUCCCAGGGGGGUUGCGAGGAUCAGCUGAGAGACUACAAAGCGCCUGGCACCUGGGAGUGGAGCAGAAAAGCUGUUAGCGCCGCGGCAGCCUGGGCUCGGGCCCGGCCGCCAGCCCCCUGCUCUGUGGCCCUCUGUUGGCACUGCCUCGUCCUGGAGCGGGGCCCGCUGAGGCCUGCCUGGCCACGUGCCUCCCUUCCCUCCCUGCGCGUGCUUGGGGAAGCCCUGCCCCCGUACCGCCCUCAACUUUCUCCCUCGGCCGGGCAGAAGCUUCCAGAGCCCGGGGCCUCGUGACUGCGAACAAACUUGUAAAACAACUUGGGAUCCCCACGGCUUGGGCCAGGCCGAAGGUAGCCAAGGUGCCCCUCCGCUGGGGGAGGGAGCCGCGCCCGGAGGUUAAUAGUGGCGCCCUAAGCUUCGUGCACAUCCAAAGGCCUCUCCUGCUCAGUCUGACGUGCCAAGCAGGAAAUAAACAAACGUGCGUCUAUAAAGCACGCCGUGUCGCCUAUGAUCCGGGAACGGAAGGCACUGUCCUCAGGGGGUCGGGGAAGGCCUACGUGCAAGGUGGAAUUUUAGUGGGGACUUGGAGGAAGCCAGAGCCCGAGGGAGAGCCUUGCAGGCUCGGUGGCACGGCCUGGGCCAAGUGCGGGACACAUUGGUGGGGCCCGCGCAGGCCCAAGGCUCCCGCUGCAUGGAAAGAACAUCCAGGGGAGGAAGAUGUAACAAGACUGGAAAAGUAGAUGAAGAUAGGGACCUUAUUGCCUUCUCCAGCGAUGAGGAGCUGUGCAUGGGUAUGUGCUACGUUAAAGAAGGCCUCUUUCGGAUUUACAUAAAAGAGAAGAAAGAAUGUAAGCGGGAGCAUCGUCCCUCUGCCCAGGAGGCUCCCAGUAACGUGGUGCAUCCCAACGUGAUCUGUGACGGUUGCAACGGGCCGGUGGUGGGGAACCGCUUCAAGUGCACCAUCUGCCCCGACUACGACCUCUGUAGCAGCUGUGAGAGCAAAGGGCUUCACAAAGAGCACAACAUGGUCAUCUUCCAAAAUCCCAUCACCGCCUACCAGCCUGAGUGGGUUUCCCGCCGACGGUGGUUUCAGAAGGUGAGACAAGGAGGGAGUAUUCCCCCUUUUGGAUGGAUGCCAGGCUGGGGAUUUGUUUCUUCUCAGUCCCUCAAUCAGAAUGUUCCGCAGGCACAACCUUGCGCAACUCCCUGCAGCUCAAGAGCAGAACAAGCUAGUACUAAUUCACAACAGGACCCCAAUGUCACCUUCCUGCAUAAUGUAGGUGAAAGUGUGGCUGCUGUUCUUGGCCCUCUGGGUAUUGACGUUGACAUUGAUGUAGAGCAUGGAGGGAAAAGGACCAAGGUGACUCCAUCCUGCUCUCAGUCUUACAGUGAGAAGAAUAGUCCUCAGCCAAGUGACUGCUCGUCCAGCCAGAGCCAAGCCCAGAACUCUGAAAUGGAGAUGGCGUCCCUCUCUGAGCAGAUGCAGAAGGUCGUUGUGAAGUGUUCAAUGCAAGUGGAUGAGCGCCCAUCCUCAACCCAGGACCAGACCGAGGCUGGUAACAGUUCAGGAGGAGAUGAUGACUGGACUCAUUUGUCUUCCAAAGAAGUGGAUCCUUCCACAGGUGAACUUCAGUCCCUACACAUGCCAAAAACAGAUGGUCCCCACUGCGUGGGCCAUUUCCAAGAAGGGCCCACGGGGCUCAGGGAAGCUGCCUUAUACCCACAUCUUCCACCAGAAGCAGAUCCACGCCUGAUCGAGUCCCUCUCCCAGAUGCUGUCCAUGGGCUUCUCCGAUGAGGGCGGCUGGCUCACCAGGCUCCUGCAGGCCAAGUCCUUUGACAUCGGGGCUGCUCUCGAUGCCAUCCAGUACUCCAAGCACCCGCAUCAUGCCUGUUAAGAGUUCUGCUCUUAACUCCCUCAGUUCUCAGUUGCUUUCCUGUAUCCAUACCACACUGACCUGUUGUCAGUCCCAGUUUCUCUGGAAAUUAAGCUUAUCUUUGAAGUUUAGUUCUGUGUUCACUUUUUGCUUAGGCCAUCAUGAGCAUCUGUGCACCCACCUCUGACCGUCGUGUCAUUGUUUCAUGGGGGAGGCAGGAAAUAGAUUGAGGGGGACCGGCUCACCUUGGGCCUUGUUUCUUCACUGCUUUGUGAAGGAACAAAUUUGUGAGGAGGAGGAGAAGACAGUCAGGUAGGGGAAAUGAAGGGCCAACUUUGCUUUGUUUCAGUGUUCCCUUAGCUCUGUAAGAGAACUGGUUUGUGUCAGUUGUCUUAAAAUUAAGUGGUGUUAACCUUUCACCUCUGUAACCAAUUCUGCAGUUAACGUGAAGAACUGAUGUUGCUUUCUUUGGUGGAAAAAUUGCCAUAUCCAACACCAUUCAUUCAAUAAACAUUCAUUCAGCCUUUUA